Molecule: messenger RNA, 1278 nt
Organism: Aaosphaeria arxii CBS 175.79
Lineage: Eukaryota; Fungi; Ascomycota; Dothideomycetes; Pleosporales
Exons: 2
Coding region: 354-1157 (267 amino acids)
Source: RefSeq, a predicted model, not a curated record
AAUAUGCGAUAGAGGACGCACGUGACAUCUCCCUAGUAACUUCCAAUACAGCUGAGCAAUUUCCCAAGUUCUACGGAGUACAUACGGCGAGAUUCUAUCAUCCAUGAUCUCGCAUUCAUGAAGUCACGGCCCGAUACCUCGGAGAUAUCCCGAACCUAGAUUUCUACAUGACCACUCACCCUCGGAUUGCAUCUCCGACCAUGCCGAACUUGCCGCCAAAGCGCGUUCAAUACUGAAACAAGUUCCUCAAGAAGUUCGUUCAGACCAUGGCAUAUAAAUGCUUGCCUCUGAGUGCUUCGAAAGGAUAAUGCACUCAAUCGUUACCACUACUAUCCAUCCCAACCUUAUCAAUAAUGAUUGGAGAUUCCUUCUUUGAUCGCCUUGCGCGGUCUAAGUUACUCGCAACGAAGACGGUGCUGUUGAUCAGCGCAACAGGUGGCGCAUUCUCCUUCCUUCUCUUCGCGUUCACCUUCGUCGCCGCUCACAACGUACCACCCAUGAAAGCAUAUUGGACGGCCGACCAAACCGCCGAAUUCUGGAGAAAGCAUGUGAAAGGCGCACACGUGGCCGUAGGCCUCCAGCUCUGCAGCGGCAUGUUCUACAUCCCAUUCUCGGCUCUUGUUUCGCACAACAUCCGGGCGGUACCUGGCAUCCAUCCCAUCAUUGCAACAACCCAACUAGCUGCUUGUUCGGCUGGAAUAUUCACGUGGAUGCUGGGUGCCAUGGUCUUAGCUACCACGACCUACCGCCUGGACCGGGAUCCUGAGAUAACGCAAGUCAUGACUGACAUGUGGUGGUUCACGACGAUGAUGCCCUGGCCUACCUUUUUCAUACAGAAUUGGGCAUGGGGGUAUGCCAUCAUCAAGGAUACGAGGCCGAAUCGGCCAUUCCCUAGAUUUGUCGCGCUCAUCAACAUCAUAGCGCCUAUUAUUUUCAUUCUCCCGACGGCUAUGCAUACGGUCAAGCGUGGAGCUCUCUCGUGGCAAGGUGGUGUGUCAUUUUGGUUGCUGGGUCUUACGUUCGGUGUACAGCUUUUCGUGGAUUCCUACUGCAUGGCCUCCGUUGUGUUGAGAGGGAAAAUUGAUGUUACGGAGACUAAUACUGGACUAAAUGGAAAGGUAGAGGUAGCCAAUAGCAGCCCUGAAAGCCCCGUCUAGCCUAUUAGGCUAGGUAGGUAGACAGGAGAAGCUUUGUGUGUGUAGCCUAGGUAGUUCUCUAAGGUGACAGAUGAGAGAGUAUCUUAGUAUUAAAAUAGGGGCCUGUUUAGUACCUAAAUUU